AUGGCAACUUUUAGUCUUGUUUCCAAGCGGCCACUGAUCACACUGCCGUUCCUUCUGCCAUCUAGCUGCGAGUCCGUCGCUCUAGAACUGCGACGAAGUCAAUCCACGUACAGACGCACAAAACAACGUCUACGUGUUAAGCCGGAUGCAUCAUUUGGCUUCACCUCAAACCGAUCGCAGGAUCACAUAAUUUUCAAUCCUCCGUCGAGCGCUCCGUCUGUUUAUCAUACGCCAACAAAAUUUCUCCCUGCCGAUGACAUCCGGAAGACUCUUCGCACCAGCGCGUCUACAAAUCACGAACGGCCCGAGGAGCUCCCAACUGUAUACAAAUCACCAACUGAGAAGAAAUAUCACCUGACGCCGUCCGACAUAGAAGAAAUUCGCAAACUUCGGCUUACCGAUCCAAUGACUUGGAGCAGAUGGAAACUGGCCAAACGCUUCGACUGUUCUCCCAUGUUCAUCGGUAUGGUGUGCGAAGCCAGUCCUCAAAAGAAGGAAAUUCAGAAGCAGGUCCUGGAAGCCGUCCAGUCGAGAUGGGGCACAAAGAGACGGAUGGCUAGAGAAGACCGUCAGCUGCGGAAGGAAUCCUGGGGAAAGGAUGAAUGA
This is a messenger RNA of Aspergillus clavatus NRRL 1, 606 nucleotides long. Its product is annotated as mitochondrial 54S ribosomal protein mL58. Lineage: Eukaryota; Fungi; Ascomycota; Eurotiomycetes; Eurotiales; Aspergillaceae. Gene Ontology annotation, cellular component: mitochondrial large ribosomal subunit. The transcript has a single exon. Bases 1 to 606 code for a protein of 201 amino acids. Gene Ontology annotation, molecular function: structural constituent of ribosome. The record is from RefSeq and is a predicted model, not a curated record.